Macrobrachium nipponense is the source of this 1824-nucleotide messenger RNA. RefSeq lists its product as uncharacterized. Bases 1 to 1824 code for a protein of 607 amino acids. The record is from RefSeq and is a predicted model, not a curated record. The transcript has a single exon. Lineage: Eukaryota; Metazoa; Arthropoda; Malacostraca; Decapoda; Palaemonidae.
AUGGACAGGAGUGAACAACCCAUGGGCUUGGGUGCAGUAGCGCCUGAAGUCAGCUCAGGUGGAAAUAACAAAGGGGACUUAAGUAAUAAGGAAAUCUUGCAGACAUUAAUCUCUUGCAGCCUCAAAAGCUUGAUGCCCAAGCAGGAUAUGGCUAAGUUUGAUGGAGAUUAUACAAAGUACUUUAGGUUCAUCCGCUCAUUCGAUGACAUAUUUAGCAGCCAGUUGACAAAUGAUAAGGAAAGGCUGAGGUAUCUAGAUUUAUACACAACAGGUAGGCCAAAUGAGAUAGUGGCAGCUUGCCUCCACUUAGAUGCUUCAGAGGGCUAUAGGCAAGCGAGAAAAUUGCUGGAGGAGCGAUACGGCAACCUUGAGCAAAUAGCCACCGCAUACGUGGAUAAGGUAAUCAAAUGGAAGGACAUGGGGGAGAAUAAUGCAGAGGACUUUGAUGAGUAUGCGGUGAUGCUAAAAACCUGCAGAAAUGCAAUUUCGUGCGUCCCUUACGGUGUCGCCGAAUUGCAGAACCAAAAAACAAUGAGGUUGAUCCUGAGCAAAUUCCCAUCUAGUGUGCGGGACCGAUGGUGUAGAGUUGCUGACAAGAUAAUUAGUGAGAAGAAGCAGACCAUACAGUUCGAUGAUUUAGUUAGUUUCAUUGAAGGGCAGGCUAGGUUCUUAAAAAAUCCCUUGUUUGGGCGCCACCUGUUCGAGAGUGGUAAAAGGGGGGUCACCCCUGGGUUAGGAGAGGGUUCGGCACCAAGCAAAUCACAGGGUUUAACGAGUGCAAGGAAGGUUUCAUGUAACAAAAUUGGGGAGGCUCCACUUUCAUGUUGGCACUGUAAGGGACCACAUAUAAUAGAUGAAUGCGACCAAAUAGCUAAAAUGGAGCAUGAGGACAAACUAAACACCAUUAAGGAAUUGAGGCUUUGUUUUAGUUGUUUGAGAAAUGGUCAUAUGUCCCAAUAUUGCAGAUACAGAAAAAGGUGCAAUGUGUGUAACAAAAGCCAUCCAACUCUGUUGCACCGACACCAGGAAGCAGAAGUGGUGGAACCAGAGAGCGCAAAUAGGGCCUUAGUGGUUCAGGGGGAAGGUACGCAUGACAAAAUUGCUAUGUUCAGAGCAGUUAAGGGGGGUAGUGCUGGCACAGGGAUGUCAGUUGUGCCCAUAAGGGUUAGGUCAAGGGAAGGAAGGGAGGUUGUGACGAGGGCCUUUUUGGACAAUGGGAGUUCUACAUGCUUUUGUUCAGAGGCAUUAAUGAAGACAUUAGGUUGCACUGAGAUGCAAGAUGUAAAGGUAAAUGUUGAAAACAUUAAUGGAACAGGGGAAAUUGCAUGUAGCCUAGUCUCAGGAGUGUCAGUAUUAGACUAUGAGGGUAAGAAUUGCAUUACACUCCCCCCAGUGUUGAGCACCUCCCACAUACCUAUCGAUGAGUGUGAUGUGAUCAGGGCCGGUGAUCUGGAACGCUGGCCACAUCUGCGAGAAAUAGAUAUCCCAGAUGUGGAUGCCGAAGUGGGAUUACUGAUUGGGAACAAUGUUCCUCACUUACUUGAGCCGAGGGAAGUCAUUAACUCAACCCACCUCCAUGAGCCACAUGCCAUACGAACAUUAUUGGGCUGGGCAGUCUGUGGGGCAAAGGACAAGAGGUGUCAAGAGCACAUCAAUAGGAUCCAAGUAACAAGCAGGCAUUUGGAGUUGGACCGCAUGCUGGUGGAAGAUUAUAAUAGAGACUUCCAGGACAUGGCAUCUCCUAAAAGGGAAAUGUCCGCAGAAGAUAAGAAAUGGCUAGAUCUAAUUCAAAAGGGGGUUAGAACUGUAGAGGGGGGUUUAUGA